This is a messenger RNA of Camponotus floridanus (Florida carpenter ant), 858 nucleotides long. RefSeq lists its product as uncharacterized. The record is from RefSeq and is a predicted model, not a curated record. NCBI's taxonomy places the organism in Eukaryota, Metazoa, Arthropoda, Insecta, Hymenoptera, Formicidae. Bases 58 to 858 code for a protein of 266 amino acids. The transcript is spliced from 7 exons. Gene Ontology annotation, molecular function: odorant binding; olfactory receptor activity. Gene Ontology annotation, cellular component: plasma membrane. Gene Ontology annotation, biological process: sensory perception of smell; detection of chemical stimulus involved in sensory perception of smell.
AUUAACAUAAUACGCAAACAAGCAUUCAUCGGAAGAUUAUGUACAAUAGCUAUAAUAAUGUUCGGGUGUGGAGCAAUGUUCUCCUUCUUUUUUCUACAAUAUAUUUCAAUGUUACUCGAUAUUGUAAUACCUAUAAACGAAUCUCGUCCGCGUGAACUUGUAUUUCCGGCAGAAUAUUUUAUCGAUGAACAAAAAUAUUUUCCUAUCGUAACAAUACAUGCAGGAAUUGGAUUUUUCGUUAUAGUAAUGAGUAUAAUAGCUACCAAAUCAUUUUCACUUGCAAACGCAUUGCAUGCCUUCGGACUAUUUGAAGUCGCUAGUUAUCGCAUGAAACAUAUAUUAAGGAAAACAGAUUCGCAGAUGUGUAUAACUAAACAAUAUAUUAUACUUCGACACAGAAUAAUCGCUGCAGUGGAUUUCCAUAGAAGAGCAAUUGAAUAUUCUGAAUUGUUGAAAGCAAGUUUUGGACGAACGUACUUGGUUCUUUUUGUGGUAAUGGUGUGCUCAACAAGCAUCAAUUUAUUUAACUUCUCUCGGACAAUAUCAUCAGAAAAAAUAUUGGAUAUGAUUAAAUGUAUCUUUUCUAUAAUCGUAUAUGUUAUAUUGAUAACUUUGGGUAAUUAUGCUGGUCAGAAAUUUAUUGAUUAUGAUACACAUUAUUAUCGAACCAUAUGCAAUACGAAAUGGUAUAAUGCUCCGUUAAAGACACAAAAACUAAUAUUGUUCUUGAUACAAAAGACUACAAAAUGCUAUAAAGUCGAUGCCGGUGGUAUGUUUAGUCCCUGUUUCGAAGGAUUAGCCACAAGUUUUAGUAUGACGAUUUCUUAUUUUAUGGUUCUUUCCUCCAUACAAUUAUAA